AUGCGUGCGUUCCUUAAGUCCUUAGAUGAACAUGUUUGGAUUAGCGUUCAAAAUGGUUGGAAACCUCCAUCUACUACCGUAUCAGGAACAAUUAACCUUACUGACAUAUCACUGUGGAAUAAAGAUGAAUUAGCUGCAUGUAAUUGGAAUAGUAAGGGAAUUCAUGCAUUAUUCAUGGUUAUAUCUCCAGAAGAGUUUAGGAGAGUGUCUAUGUGUGAAACUGCUAAGGAGGUUUGGGACAUUCUCGAAACUACACAUGAGGGAACUAAGAUAGUAAAGAACUCAAAAUUGCAAAUGCUAGCCUCUAGGUUUGAAGAAGUGAGGAUGAAAGAUGAUGAAACCUUUGAUGAGUUUUACGCUAAACUAAAUGAUAUAGUUAACUCUAGUUUCAACCUAGGUGAGAGAAUUCCCGAGACUAAGAUUGUGAGAAAAGUACUUAGAUCUCUACCUGAGAGAUUUAGGCCUAAAGUCACUGCCAUUGAGGAAAUUAAGGACCUAGAUGAAGUUAAGAUCGAAGAAUUGGUAGGAUCCUUGCAAACCUAUGAACUCACUAUCUCACAACAUAAGAAAGGAAAGUCCAUAGCCCUAAAAUCCAUUAAAGAAGAUGUAUCUUCUGAUACUGAGUCACUUAGGGAUGUGGAAAUCGCAUACUUUGUUAAGAAAUUUCAAAAAGUCCUCAAGAAUAGGAGAAAGCCUCAGGAUAGGAAGAGUGGAGCCCCUAGCAUAUUCACAAAAGAUAAAAUUGAGAAAGUUAACAAUAAAGGGUCAAGUGAGAAGCCACGUUUGGUUAGAUGUCAUGAGUGUCAAGGAAUAGGUCACUAUAGGAAUGAGUGUCCUAGCUAUAAGAAAAAUCAAAGAAAAGGGAAAGAUAGGGCCUUAGUUGUCUCACUUACUGAUAAUGAAUCUGAGACCAGUGAUAGGCAGGAAUCCUCUAGUAGUGAUGAUGAAGGAAAUUAUAUGGCAUUUGUGGCUACUGUUAAGAGUGAAUCUGAUAAGGAAAGUGACAAGGUUGAGGAAGAACAUUUAAACGAUAAUUCUGGUAAUGAGGAUGAGGAUGAGGAUGAGGAUGACAUAGACUUACAAGAAGCUUAUCAACUGUUGUUUAAGGAGAGUCUUAAAAUAAAGAAGGUCAAUAAAGCCCUACUUAAAAAGGUUGACGAACUUGAAAGGGAAAAAGAGAAUCUAGGUAGUAAGCUUCAGGACUCACUUAAGAGUGGUAGUGAGUUAAAAUGUGUCAAUGAGAAAUUGGAAGACAAGGUUAAGAGUUUGACUAGUGAAUUGGUGAAAUCUAAUACUCAUCUUCAGACAUUCAUAAGUGGAACUAAUAAAUUGGAUAACCUGUUGGGAAUGAAUAAGCCAGUGGGAGAUAAGAGAGGUCUAGGAUAUGUUGAGGGUAAUACACAUGUUGCUGGACCAUCUAAGACUGUCUUUGUGUCUGCCUCUAAGUCUAAUGUUGUUAGGAGUCCAAGUAAGGGUAAGAGUGUUCCUAGGGAACAGAGUCAUCAAUCACGUAGGAAUAUCAGGACUAGGUACCCACAGACACGUACCUUUGAGCUUAGGUUCAUUCCCACCUGUCACCACUGUGGAGCUCUAGGACACACUAGGCCUAGAUGUUAUAAGUUAGGCAAUGAGCGUAGAAAUCAAAAUAUUCCUAGUCAGGUUAGCUUUCCGUCUAAUCAGGCUAGUCAUUUGACUGAGAUGCUUACUAAGCUAACUAAGAGUACUUUGUCAUCUAAAAAGAUUUGGGUCAAAAAGGGUGAUCUAGCUAGACUUUCAGGUCAAGAAAAGUGUUUUGUUGCUCAUGUUGCAUUGAAAGCCCAAAAUUACAACAUGUGGUACCUAGAUAGUGCAUGUUCUAGGCAUAUGUGUGGUAAUAAAGCUCUAUUCACUACUCUUGAUGAAUGUUUAAAGUCAAAUUUGUUAAGCAUUAGUCAGAUUUGUGAUGACGACUUUGAGGUUAGUUUUGUGCAGAAGAGAUGUACCGUGUAUGAUUCAUCCGGUGGGGUAGUCCUUGAAGGGAGUGCUAAAAUUGAUGUGAGUGAGCUCUGUCACAAAAGAUUAGGUCAUUUGAACUAUAAGAGUCUAGAGCAGUUGGCUAAGAAAGAAUUGAUAGAUGGGCUGCCUAAGAUAGUUCCUAGUGAAAAUGUUGUGUGUGGACCAUGUCAACUAGGUAAACAACUUAAGGGGAGCCAUAAGAAGACUACUAAAAUUCUGACCAAAAGACCCUUGGAGUUGGUACACAUGGAUUUGAUGGGACCUUCUAGGACUGAGAGUUUAGGUGGUAAGCGAUACAUUCUUGUCGUGGUAGACGACUUCUUGAGGUUUACUUGGAUAGAAUUGCUAAGGGAAAAAUCUGAUGCUAGUGACCUCAUAAAGUCUCUGUGUAAACGGCUUAGCAAUGAACUGAAUCUCAAAGUGUCUAGGAUGCGUUGUGACCAUGGAAAAGAGUUUGAGAACUUUAAUCUUAAGAGUUUCUGUAUGGACGAAGGGAUAUUGCAUGAGUUCUCUUCCCCUAUCACUCUGCAACAAAAUGGGGUAAAAAGCCUACUGUUAAGUAUUUUAGAGUAUUUGGGUAGCAAUCUCGUAGCCUGGCUAAGUAAGAAACAAAAUUCAAUAUCUUUAUCCACGGCAGAGGCCGAAUACAUAGCUGUAGGGAGUUGCUGUACUCAGCUUCUCUGGAUGAAACAAAUGCUUAGUGAUUAUGGGAUUAGUCAAGUGACAAUGACUGUUUUCUGUGAUAAUACGAGUGCGAUAAAUAUUUCUAAGAAUCCCAUUCAGCACUCUCAAACAAAACAUAUUGACAUACGACAUCAUUUCAUUCGAGAGCUUGUUGAAUCACAUGUUGUCUCUCUUGACCAUGUUUCUACUGAUAAUCAAUUGGCUGAUCUACUUACGAAACCACUAGAUGGAUUGAGGUUUGAGUCGCUUCAGACGGCUGUUGGUGUUUGCUCACCUAUUUGA
Molecule: messenger RNA, 2961 nt
Organism: Olea europaea var. sylvestris
Lineage: Eukaryota; Viridiplantae; Streptophyta; Magnoliopsida; Lamiales; Oleaceae
Exons: 4
Coding region: 1-2961 (986 amino acids)
Biological process (GO): DNA integration
Molecular function (GO): nucleic acid binding; zinc ion binding
Source: RefSeq, a predicted model, not a curated record